Molecule: messenger RNA, 4323 nt
Organism: Klebsormidium nitens
Lineage: Eukaryota; Viridiplantae; Streptophyta; Klebsormidiophyceae; Klebsormidiales; Klebsormidiaceae
Source: the annotation of a GenBank genome assembly
UGAGUGGUGGUGGCACCAGCAACCUGUUAAAAAGCAGUGCUCAGCAGCAAGAAGAGAAACUUCGAAACUCGGAGGGGAGCUCUGCAGCUGCCAGUAGGAGGCUCCUAGGCGGCUCUAUCCAGUUGAGGAGGAGAGCAAUGCUGGAAUCCUGUUGAAUAAGGUCUGCCUCUUAUUGAAAUAGCUGACCUUUUACUCGCACAUUGGUUGGAUAGUAUGUCAGCCACAAUGGGACCUGCAAACCUCGUCUUCGCUUUGAAUGGGGAGCGCGUGGAGCUGGGAAACGUGGACCCUUCUGGGACCCUCAUCGAGUAUCUUCGAUUGCAGUCAAAGUACAAGGGGACAAAGCUGGGGUGUGGGGAAGGUGGUUGUGGUGCCUGCACCGUUCUGGUCUCCCGCUUCGAUUCCGCCUCAAACAGCAUCAAAGAAGUCACCGCCAACUCUUGCCUCCUCCCCCUCGGAUCCCUGCACCAUCGUGCAGUGACAACAACCGAGGGGCUGGGUUCUCAGAAAGACGGCUUCCACCCCGUUCAGAAGCGCGUUGCGGGGUUCCAUGGCUCUCAGUGCGGAUUCUGUACCCCUGGGAUGGUUAUGUCGGUGUAUGGGAAAGUGAAGGAGAAGCAGCGGUGUAAUGGGGAGGAGGGAGGCAAGUUGAGCCAAGGAGAAGUGGAAGGGGCACUCCAGGGAAACCUGUGCAGAUGCACUGGCUACCGCCCCAUCCUCGACGCCUGCAAAAGCUUUGCCGGCGACGUCGAUGUUGAGGACCUUGGUCUGUGCACUUUCCGGAAGGACCUUUCCACCCCCCCCGAGCUCCCCCCAUACGACCCCAAGAACGACCCCCCGUUUCCGGAAUUCUUGAGACAAGAGGAGGGGCUUUUCAAUGGCAAGGGGGAAGCCAGCCUGUGGUGCUCGGCGGGAAGCUUAGAGGAUCUAUAUAAGCUCAUGGCGGAGAACAAGGGGAAGGAGAUCAAGCUCGUGGUUGGGAACACGUCCCGAGGAUAUUACAAGGAUGAGCGACCUGAGGUUUACAUCGACAUCAAGGGCGUCGCAAAGCUCCAGGAGAUCCAUCAUAGAGAGGAAGGGCUCUGUUUCGGUGGCGCGGUGACGAUUGCUGACGUCAUCGCCGCAUGCGAUGCACCCCCACCUGGCGGGAAGCUUGGUGGAGGCCGGCCUGCGUCGCCUUUCGUGGAGCUGGCAGCCCACAUGCGCCAGGUGGCGACGCCGCAAGUGCGCCACAUGGCAAGUGUGGCAGGUAACCUUAUAUUGGCCCAGACUCGGGGCUUCCAAUCCGACCUCGCCCCGAUCCUCUGGGCAGCCGGCGCGAGCCUGACCAUCGGCUCGGAAAAGGGUAACCGGGAGGCAACGGUUGAACAGUUCCUAGAACAGGGCCUCGGAAGCGACGAAGUGAUCGUGAGCGUUUCAGUCCCCGCGGUGAAGGCCCCGUCAGAGACGGUCUUCAGGACGUUCCGAGCCUCGCCGCGACGGAAUGGAAAUGCGAUCGCGUACAUAAACGCGGCAUUCCGGGCGGAGGUGGUUUCGAACCAGGGGCCAAUGAAUGGCAGCGAACCGGACCCCCCGGGAGGUGCGGCGACAAACGGGGGGGUGGAGAACGGGGUGGGGAACAUCCCCCCGGGACAGGCGAACGGAGGCCACCAUGCCAACGGGGUUGGUAAAGGGGGCGGUUCGACCCCCCCAAACGUGGUGAAAGAUGUGGUGCUCGUGUUUGGGGCCCUGGGCGACAGGAAGCCUAUCCGAGCUAAAAAGUUGGAGGCGAUUUUCCGAGGAAAAGAGUUGACAGCACGGCUGUUGCUGGAGGGUUUGGAGGUCUUGAGGAACGAGUUGAGCUCGGGCGACGCGGAUACGUAUCAGUUCGAGGUGGCGUCGGCGUUUCUGUAUCAGUUCUUUGCUCCGUACAUGGGCAGUGAAGAUGUUCCGACCCCAGCCCCGGUUCCGCCCAGCCGCGGGCGCCAGACCUUUUCGUUCCCCGGGGACCACUUCCCGGUGUCCGAGCCGCGUUCGAAACAGGGGGUCGACCUGCAAGCGUCCGGCGAGGCGGUCUACGUGGAUGACGUCAGAGCGCCCGCAAACACGCUGUAUGCGGCGUUCGUGACCAGCGAGAAGGCGCUUGCGCACAUCAAGAGCGUGGAUGCGUCCGCGGCAGAAAAGAUGCCGGGCGUGGUUGGAUUCGUGGACAGCAAAGACAUUCCAGGCAGGAACGUUGGCGCUGAAGCCUUUGGAACCGAGGAGCCUCUAUUCAUCGCUGUCAACGACAAGGUCGAGUACAUGGGCCAGCCGCUCGGGUUAAUCGUUGCGGACAGUCCAAGGCACGCGUCCGAAGCCGCCAAGCGCGUCCUUGUUGAGUACGACUCGUCGUCCCUAGGAGCGCCCGUCUUGGAGCCAGAGCAGGCGACCGAGUUCGUCACGUGGGCGCCGUUCGUGCAAGGCAUGAUCCCAAAGCGCGGCGACUCCGCAAAGGCCUUGGAGGAGGCCCCCCGCACGGUGUCCGGCAAAGUGCGGUGCGCGUCUCAGCAGCACUUUUACAUGGAGCCCCAGACGGCGCUCGCGGUGCCGGACGAGGACCGCUUCAUGACCGUCUACAGCUCCUGCCAGGGCCCGAACCUCAUCUCCGACACUCUCGCCCCGCUUUUGGACGUCCCAAAGCACUCCAUCCGCGUGAUCACACGUCGAGUGGGGGGCGCCUUCGGGGGCAAAGUCUCGCGGGCUCAGCCGAUUGCAGGGGCUGCUGCUGUGGCCGCCAGGAAGUAUAACCGACCGGUUAGGUUAACCCUGGACCGGAACACGGACAUGAAGAUUACUGGAGGGCGAGAGCCGAUGCACGCGGAGUACGACGUCGGUUUCACGGAGGAGGGCAAGAUUACGUCGCUGAAAGUGAAGGCUCUGGUCAAUUGCGGGUGGAACAAGGACCUGAGUGACGUGGCAGCGAUGGACAUCGCCCGCGGAGAGACGUACGAUAUCCCGAACCUGAGCAUGGAGGUCAUUGGAUGCAAGACAAACGUGUCUACCAAAACCACCGUGAGAGGCCCCGGUCGACCGCAGGGCGCCCUGCUCUACGAGACAAUCAUCGAACACGUGGCGGCGCUCGUGAAGCGGCCAGCGGACGCCGUUCGCGAGGCCAACUUCUUUGACUGGGAGGGGCUUGACAAGCACUCCGGAGGCAAGGUGGGCAGCGAGGCCCGGUACACUCUACCGGGUGUUUGGAAGGAGUCGUCCCAGUACGAGGCCCGGGCCAAAGCGGUCGGGGAGUUCAACCGGGGGCACCGCUGGCAGAAGCGCGGGAUCGCGAUCACGCCCGUCAUCUUCGACGCGACCGCCUUCCCGCGCCCGGCGAGAGUCAGCGUGUUCACGGAUGGGUCCAUUAUCAUCGACUGCACCGGCGUUGAGAUGGGCCAGGGUUUGCAUACCAAGGCGCUUCAAGCCGCGGCACAUGCGCUGAGCGAGCCGUAUGGUGGCAUGGAGAACGGGGUGGACUUCGCCAAGAUGCGCGUCGUGGACCAGGACUCGCAGGGCGUGGUGAACGCGUCAGUGACAGCUGGCAGCACCGCAAGCGAGGCGGCCUGUGAGGCAGUGCGGCGUUGCUGCGCGGAUCUCACGAAACGGCUGAAGCCGUCGCUCGACGUGGUGAAGGAGUCGGCGGACGGGAAGCCCGUCAAGUGGGAGCAGGUCAUUGGAAAGGCUUCCAUGUCUGGCGUCCAUCUUUCCGCGGAGGUCCUCUUCAACGGACAGACGGAAGACCAGAAGCCGAUCCAGUACUUUGUCUUUGGGGCGGCAGUGUCCGAGGUCGAGUUGGACGUCCUAACUGGGGCGCACACCACCGUCCGAACGGACAUCCUCUUCGAUGCGGGCAAGAGCCUAAAUCCGGCAGUUGAUAUUGGCCAGAUCGAGGGCGCCUUCGUUCAGGGCAUGGGCUUCUUCACGAGCGAGGAAGUGGUCGUGGACGCGGACGGCGCGUGCCUGUCGGACGGCACCUGGACGUACAAGAUUCCCUCUGCGGACUCCAUCCCCCGGGACUUCCGGGUCGAGCUGUUAGGGAACGCGUCCAAUGACAAGGGCAUCCUGGGAUCCAAAGACCUCAUCCUACGCGACUUUCGGGUCCUUCGGGGGAGCCCCCCCUGCAGCUGGCGUGUUCCGUUCAUUCCGCACUCCGCCAGGCUAUCACCGCCGUGCGGACGGACGUCCUGGGGCCGGACGCGCCCUUCUUCCAGCUGGACGCGCCCGCCACGAUGCCACGUGUCAAGGCGGCGAUCGGGGCUGACGUGGUCACAAAGUACCUGGAGGGCGUGGCGGGGCCUUGAGUCGAGGAAGUGA